This is a messenger RNA of Ostrinia furnacalis (Asian corn borer), 577 nucleotides long. Its product is annotated as cuticle protein 16.5-like. The record is from RefSeq and is a predicted model, not a curated record. Lineage: Eukaryota; Metazoa; Arthropoda; Insecta; Lepidoptera; Crambidae. The transcript is spliced from 2 exons. The coding region runs from base 101 to 544 and encodes 147 amino acids.
UUUUGGGUGGUGGUCAGGUUUUGAUAAAUCGUAUAAAAUAGCUGUCGCGAAUGGGAGCAUCAUCAUUCAGUGCACAACAGUCUGAAAUCAUUUGUCAAUCAUGUACAAGCAGAUCGUUGCCGUUUUCGCAGUCCUCGGACUUACCGCCGCCGGACCCAAAGCCAGCAAUCUGGUUCCUUCGGCCUACUCAGCUGUAGCGCCCCAGGUCUCAUACUCCCCAGUGGUCUACUCCGCCCCUUCAUACAACGUCGCCCCUGCCGCCUACAGCGCCCCCAUAAAGUACAGCUCUCCUGUCGCCUACACCGCCGCCGCACCGUCCGUCUACUCAGCUCCUGCAUCCGUUUACGCAGCACCUGCAUCCGUCUACCCUGCCGCAGCACCUGCGUCCGUCUAUCCUGCCGCAGCACCUGUCUACGCUGCCCCAGCAUCCCUCGCCUACUCCGCCCCCGUCUCCUACUCCGCCGUACAAGCCCCCGUUGCCUACGCUGCCGAAAGCCCAGUGGAAUACCCAUACCAGCCCGCUUACUACUGGAAGAAACGCUAAGAAAACUUGUAACUUGCUANCCUAGUCUUGUGU